AUGCUUCGUCCUGACCGGCAACGCCAACGCGGACGAGUACCACCAUUUCCGCCGGUUGAGGGCGGCCUUUCCCGAGGAGGUGGCCAGGCACAGCAAACCGCCGCAACCACCGCCGCCAGCGCAUUCAAGACCAAACCGCCUAAGCGCAACCGCAGCCUGUGCCGCCGCCUCCAGCCCACUCCAGGCCAUCCGCCGAAGCCUCGGAACCUCAACACCGCUACCACCCCCCCUCCAGUUCCACAUCCAACCAGACCCCAGAAGCCCUCAACCUCAACCCUAACCACCGACCUCCAGUUCACUCCAAACCACCCCGAAACUCCACCUCAACCCGUACCAGGCCGGCCUCCAGUACACUCCAAAACCACCACCGCGAACGCCCAACCUCAAAACCCGUACCCCACCUCCCAGUUCAACUCCAAACCACCCGAGCCCACCUCAACCGUAGCGACCGCCUCCAGUUUCACUCCAAAACCACCCCCUUUAUCCUCGGGAGCGGCGACGUCACUCACAAUGCACGUCCUGGCCCUGGCUCUUGCUGCGUUAACAGCCUUCGGCGAAGCAACGCCCCAACCACCAUUUCGCACUUUCUCCAACCUUAAUUCGUCCCAUCACCUCCCCUCACUCACUCUGGACGCGGCCACGAGGCUGCGAGAUCGGCGAUCGGCUUCGCCAAGCAAGGAAGGUGUUAUUUCUGCCACUCGCAAAUUCAAGCGAUCCACUGACGGCAGAACAUCGAGCAGACGAGAGGGUAUGGAAGAGAGGGGUAUGGAAGACAGAGUAUGGAAGACAGAGUAUGAAAGACAGAGUAUGAAAGACAGACGGGGCGUGUCCGGCGGGGGCGUGGCCGGCGGGGCCGUGGCGGUGGUGGACCUGGGCGACGCGCCGCGCUGGCUGCGGGCGCUGCACUCGAGCGCCCGAGCGCCCGUGCUGCUGUGGAGCGCCGGCGACGCCUCGCAGCGCCCCGGCGUGCCGCCCGCCUGGCUCGAGCACCAGGCCGGCUACGUGCUGGCGGCGCUCAGCGCACGCCGCCUGCAGAAGUUUCUCGUGCGCGACACCGCCAACGCCGUCGUGGAUCACAACAUCGCGAGGAUGACUGGAGAAAGUCACCGGCGCCAACUUAUGCUGAAUUCGGGCGCCCCGACUGUGCUGUCGGUGUUGGCGCUCCGAACGGCUGCAAAGCAAGAACCGAAAGCCGACUUGCUCCUCAUCAGAGCCCUUCGGCACAUCCACAUGUCCUUCCGAGGCCUCUCCCUGCACCAGGAAGCCUCGGGCGAGACUCGGGGCCAGGCCUACUGCAAGGACGCGCUGUUCGACGACUGGUGCCGAUACGAUGGAAUGUGCGAGUCGGCGGCCCUUAAAACGGCAGAGAAGUGCGCUAGAGAUUCCAGCGGGGAAUUGGUGAUGGUUGCCCUUCCUGAGGGACCCGGCAGGCGCCAUUGGCGAUGGGAUCCCAACUAUAUUCUGCUCCGACACAUUCAGCAAGCCAUGAACAUGCGCUUUCGACAAGUUCACGUCCCCCCUCAGCACCCUGGAGGCUCGGCGCUGCCCUCGCUGCUCAAAAUGGCCGUCGAGGGGCGCGUGCAGCUGCUGGCGCUGCCGAUCCUCCUGACUGAGCGGUCGCUGGCGCCGCUGGAGAUGAUGCCGGCGGCGGGGGGCGUGGCGCGGCGGCUGCUGGCGGUGCCGCGAGCCGGCGUGAUGGCGGGGUGGGCGCGCGUGACGAGCGUGUUCGGGGGCAACGCGGGGGCGGCGGCCAUGGUGGCGGCGGCGGCCUUCGUGCUGGCGUGGCGGGAGACGGAACGCGAGUGGUCGCCCGCGGAGGCGGCCCGCCGCCGCCGCCCGCACCGCCGCCGCCUGCGCCGCCGCCUCUCCUCCGCCCUGCUGGUCGUGGUCAGCAUGCUGCUCUACGUCGUGGCAAUAGGAGUAUUCAGAUAUCUUCAAAGAAAAGGACCUGGUCGCUACCGACAAAUUGACACAAUUCAACAACUCAUCGAAUCAGGUCAGCCUAUCCUGGCUCCUGACUUCCAUCCUGAAGUUCCCACACAGUCCAGGGUUUUCCUCACUAUUCGACCAGUCAAUGCGACCGCCAUCCGAGAAAUGAUGUUCCAAGAAGUACCGCCAGCGCUAGCUCUGUGGGACAGUGAAUGGCCAGAACGAGACACGGAGAGGUUUCUGGGAAGGAAGAUGCACGUCUUGCGAGAGAGUUUGCAAGAGGCUUUCUCCACGUGGCUUACAGCAGGCAACUGGCCGUGGACGAACAGAAUCAACACAUUCAUCUUGCAAGUGAAUUCCAUGGGGCUGCGAGAUUUUUGGCGCAAGGAAUACGUCGAACUAAUCACCAUGUUCGGCGGCCACUCCUACUUCGACUGGUUGUUCGAAUAUCAAGGCCAAAGGUUACUCAGCCUCCCCGACGUGGUGCCCUUCCUGGAGGGGCUGGGCGCAGGGCUCUUCCUGGCGACGAUCGCCUUCCUGGCGGAGCUGCUAUGCUGCAGGAAGCGCGCUGCGCGACUGCGCGCCGCAGCUGCGGCUGCCCGCGCAGCAGAGGCAGCGGCGACGGCGGCUUCCGGCGCUGCGCUCGACGCCGGGCUGGGACCGCCCGCACCGGCCGCUUCGCCUAUGGGGAUAAGCCCCAACCUUCUUGCACCCAUCCAUGGUACUAUCCACGGGCUUCGGCCAGCCCCUUGCCCCAUUCGGGGCCGCCGGGCGGUGGACGUGGACCCAAUACAGCCGCCAAGGCCAUUGGGGAGGAGCACCGGGCGAUGCCAUGCGGGGCUGCCACGAGAGCGCCGGUGA
Messenger RNA from Gryllus bimaculatus (two-spotted cricket), 2790 nucleotides. The record is from the annotation of a GenBank genome assembly. NCBI's taxonomy places the organism in Eukaryota, Metazoa, Arthropoda, Insecta, Orthoptera, Gryllidae.